CAUCACUUUUCAUCAAUUAAAAAAAAGUUGGACUGUGCAUGUCUCAGAAAAAUGGCGAUUGAUAAAUUUUUGUUCAUUAUUUGAAAGCACAGUCCUAGGAUAUACAAUAAAAUCGUUUAUUAUCUGGUUGUAAAGCUGUGAACAAAACCAGGGAAUGGCUGACGCUGUGGUGGAGCGGAGACCUCCCGCUCGCUUCUUUUGCCACAGGUGUAACAUAGAAUUUGAGGAUGUUUUGCAGGAUUACAGAUGUCCAUAUUGUGCGAGUGGGUUCAUUGAACAGCUUGAGAGUGAGGCGGACGGCUCGGCACUCUCCGGAGAUGACUUCAGUGAUGCAGACAUGAGCAAUUUAGAUGAUUCAGAUGAUACACAUCAAAGCGCCAGCCACCCGAUGCUGAGUGACUUGGCGUUUCUUAUGUCAGGAGGGCGACACCGCGGCGGCGGGCGGCCGGAGACCCUGCUGGAGCAGCUGGUGUACUCCAUCAGCGGCAGCGGCCCGCUGGGCGGCGCCGCCGUCACCGCCGGCGCGCCGUUCGUGCUCGUCGGUGCGCCCGGCGACUACGUCUUCGGCGGCGAGGGUUUAGACGCGGUGGUGACACAGUUAUUAGGACAGCUUGAGAACGCGGGGCCUCCGCCGCUGCCCCGGGAACAAAUCGCCGCCAUACCCAGUGAGGCCGUCACAGAAGAACAGGCCGCGGCCAACACAUCAUGCUCAGUGUGUUGGGAGAACUUCCAGUUGGGCGAGAUGGUGUCUAAGUUGCAGUGCGAGCACAUAUUCCACUCGACGUGCAUAGAGCCGUGGCUGCAGCUGCACGCCACGUGCCCCAUCUGCCGGCGCUCGCUGCUCACGGAGGAGCCUCAAGCCGAGGUCCCCGCCGACCAGGAGCCCCCCGCGCCGCCGCCCCGCCCCAGCUCCACGAUGGGCAGCAUGCCGACGGUGCGGCUGCGGCGGCUGGCGCGGCGCCGGGCGCCGGGCGCGGCGUGGGACGCGGCCGCGGACUCGUCGUCGUCCUCCGACGCGUCCGUGACGGCCGGCGGGCUGUGGGCCGGCCCGCAGGGGGGCUCCACGUCCACGUCGUCGCUCAACUCCGCCGCCACCGACACGUCGCGCGACAACAUGUACAACAUGGACAUUGACUUCGACUAGGGGCGCCGCCGCGGCCGCCAGCCCGGCGCCGCGCCGGCGUGCGUGCGGACUGUGUGAGCCCGCCGGCCGGCUGCGGAUACCUGUGCGCGUGUGAUGCUACCCUGGUACGUUCGGGAGACGGACCCAACUAAAUAUUCGCUUUAUUUUGAGAGUGGAGAGUUCUGAUAACCGGUCGGAGGUGAAAACGAAUCAGAAAAAGUGAUUAAAGUUGUAAUAGUAAUAAUCGUUGAAAUAAUAUUAAAACUAGAAACUCAUUUUACGGAACUAGAUGCACUAAAAUCUCACUACAAAAUAAAUACCUCAAAGAAUUAGCUUGGCGAGCCCCCUAACAAAACAAAAAAUUCACAAAAGAAACUUACGCUUUAUAAUCGCAACGAAAUACUGAACUCAGCCCAAUAUGUACCAGCAAACUGCAACAUACAAUCAGAAUCUUAUCCACAUCCAGAGGUGCCCUCUGUAUGAAAGUACGUUACGACUAGAAAUGCUCACACAAAGCCCAGAAUUAAAUAAAAUAAAACUACUACACUUUAAAUAAAUAUUAUUACUAGUAUCUCUGUGAGUUUGUAAUAGACCUCGCGAACCCCCAUGGCUCCGCCUCUUGAAAAACUUCCAAAAACUGAAUCCACAAAAAAAACAUUAUAAUUAUCGAACCUGCUAACCAAAUUUCGCGAGAAUAGAUUGAAAAAUACGACUUGUAGACGAGAACAUCCGGACAUACGAAAGAAUUUUUACCCAAGCUAAAACGGAAACCUUUGCAUUUGGUCCAUAUAACCACUUUAACUAGAAAAAUUUAUAAAGAUAACAUAAGCUGCAUAUCUAAUCGUCACAUUCUAUUUAUAUGCAGAUGUAUAUAUACGCUCGCCUUAAGAACUCUCUGCUCUUUUAUUUUUUCAUGCUUUCCUUUCUUGUUCAAGAUUGAAAAUCAUGUGAAAUGUUCAAGGAGGUAAAGGCUAAAAAGAAUAGUAAAGUACAAAUGUCGCGCAGGCCUACGUCGCCCGCUCCGUCGACCUCCGCUGUUGGUACUUUAGGGUUAAAUUAAACAAGAUUCAUAGUAAUUAAAGUUAUUUAAAUGAACGAAUGCGGAACUAUGAGUAUCUAUGGUUGUCUGAAUUAAUACCGUUGUGCGAUCGAAAAAAUAUAAAGAGGUAAUAUUAUUAACACGUAAUUAUUAUUUAAAUACCUAGUAUAGUCGUUCGUUUUCAAGCUGGUCCUUACGGCUAACUCUUUGUCUAUUGUAAGUAAAACCGCACGUGCUACUACCUGCAAAAAUACGUUCGGUCAUUGUCGUAUAAUUCUAAUUGGCAUCUGAGCGCCGGCUAGUCCAACGCUAAAAAAACGCACCUUUGUUACGCAUCUCGAUGACACUCGGUAACCGUAGAGGCCACACACAGCCUCGCAAGAUAUUUUUCCAUUAGUUCAUUUUGAAUCUUAUUGCAAUUUCCAUAGGAGUUGUAAUUCAAUAACCGGUUAAAGUGACCCAACCUUUUUUAUGCAGGUAAGUAGCACGUGCAGUUUUACUUACAAUAGACAAUGAGUUAGCCGUAAGGGCCAGCUCGAAAACUAAUGACUAUAACGGAGUGGACUUUGAAAAAGUUCCGUUUCCUAUAUAACGAGCUGCAGAACUGCAAAAUUGUCUUUGUGUAUAGACUUUCAGCUGUAACAAAUUGUUUAAUGCGUUAUUUUCGUGUAAAUUUUGUAAAUAAAUGUAAUUGUAAGCCUUUGUUGCGUAUAAUAAAUUUAUGGGUAUACUUGCAUUGCCUAGUGUGCCAGACACUUAUGGCGUUAUUCAUAAACGCGCUACAAGCCCCAAUAAGCUAUUGAUCAUUUGUCACAUUCUGUCAUUUUGACUUGUGUAUUUGUUAGAAAGGGAUAAAAUAUAAUUUAACUAAUUGAGGCUUGUAUACUUUUAUGAAUAAUGGGGUUAUGUCGAUUGCAUAAGCCGUGAGUCCUCCCCAAUGUCUUUGUUGGAAGCUAAAAUAUAUUUGAAGCACUCUGUGUUUUGGAUUUGUACUCACGGACAGUUAAAAAUGUCAAUGGCGCUGUGAACUGCGUGAAUAGCGUUAUUUUCAACCUAUAUCAUUAGUUAUAUUAUUUUUGUAUUAACAACUUUUACUCUGAUUGAGGUACUUUUUAGUAGUUUCAGGGAAAUGAUACUUUUUGCCUGGAUAUUAACUAAUCUUAGGGUGCGUUCAGAUCUGGCGAAGGUUUAAUCUUCUAACUGCUAUAGUUCGUUUUUUUAGCAUUAGAAAUAAGGUAAACAAUCUUGAUGUGUAUUUUAAUUGAAAAGCACAUUUUAAAAAUAAGUUACGGUAAAUAUGUAACAAUUAUGAAUCUAAUACAAUCAUUUAUGUUGUUCUGCUUUCAUAAGUAAUAGUUGUUACUGAUUUAUUAAAAGCGUUUUUCAAUUAAAAGACAUGUCAAGAUCGCUUACCUUCUUUCAAGUUCUUUCUAAUGCUAAAAAAAACGAACUAUACAGUCUGACAAGGAAGUGGAACAUUCGAUUUCUUGUGAAAUAUAUGUCAAAACGAAUAAAUCGUUGAGAGACAACCAAAAUUCACUAAUUGCAAAAAAAACAACCUUGUUAUGUUUCUAUUACGGCUCACUAUGGUUCUGAACUUGGGGGAGCAAUUAGUAAGUUUUGGUUGUCACUAAACUUGACGAAAAUGGUUGCAUAAUUGUCACAUAAUAUAUUUAUUUAGGUAUAGUAACUAGAUCUGGAUCAAUCUUAGGAUUUACUGGGUUUCCUUGAAACGAAUGAGAAGUCGUCCCAUUGAACGAAAUAUACGCGAAGAAUUAACAGACUUCCUUUAACCCUUUUCCAGGCAUACUACGAAUUAUCGACCACAUACGCGCCAAUAGAAUUUCAACUUUAGCAUUCCGAUUUAAGGUUCAAAUUAGAUUGACUUUCUGGAAAUGUGUCUUGCCUUCAAAUGAAUCAUCAAAGUGGAUUAACUGGAAUACAUUUGGAUUUUUCGCGAAAACCUUGUAGGUUGGUGCGGCUUGGAAAAGGGGUAAAGAAGCGCGUUGGAAAACGCAAAGUUCUUUGCAAAGUUAUUCGCGUGUUUGUUACUGAAAAUACCGAAAUCGAAAGAGUUGUAACGAUUGUGAGAGACUGGUGUGUAUGUGCUGCUGCACCAAGUUUGAGGCAAUGUGAAAUAAAACUUACUUCGGUCACCCA
This is a messenger RNA of Cydia splendana, 4322 nucleotides long. Its product is annotated as E3 ubiquitin-protein ligase RNF115-like. Gene Ontology annotation, molecular function: ubiquitin protein ligase activity. Gene Ontology annotation, cellular component: cytoplasm. NCBI's taxonomy places the organism in Eukaryota, Metazoa, Arthropoda, Insecta, Lepidoptera, Tortricidae. Gene Ontology annotation, biological process: protein ubiquitination. The transcript is spliced from 7 exons. The coding region runs from base 155 to 1144 and encodes 329 amino acids. The record is from RefSeq and is a predicted model, not a curated record.